Penicillium malachiteum is the source of this 1386-nucleotide messenger RNA. Its product is annotated as cation efflux family protein family. The record is from RefSeq and is a predicted model, not a curated record. Gene Ontology annotation, biological process: zinc ion transport; transmembrane transport; intracellular zinc ion homeostasis. NCBI's taxonomy places the organism in Eukaryota, Fungi, Ascomycota, Eurotiomycetes, Eurotiales, Aspergillaceae. Bases 1 to 1386 code for a protein of 461 amino acids. Gene Ontology annotation, molecular function: zinc ion transmembrane transporter activity. Gene Ontology annotation, cellular component: membrane; Golgi apparatus. The transcript has 3 exons.
AUGGCUUCCAAUAUGCCUCUUCCUAUCCCUCCACGUACUCCCACUCCGCCGGCGGACGACACCCACAAUCAUGAUACAUACAACACCCCGGGAAUACUCGUUGAUCGCGACGCCUUGUCGCCACUACGGGAUACAUUUCCCAAGAGUGCGUCACUAGACCCAGUGAAUCAAGACCUUCUCAGCCCUGAAAAGGCCUCCUUUAACAUGAACAAUGGGUCGAUUUCCACGGCGGGUUCUGUACAAAAUGUAUCAAUCGAUUCAGCUGCCGCGGGACCUUUCAAUUUCAAUACCACCGUGAUGGCAAAGAGCCCAGUGGUCAAAUCGAAUAUUGGACAACGUCGUGGCCAUAAAUACAAGCACAGUAGCAUUUCACACCAAAUCUUUCUUGAACCUCCCCCUCGCGCGCCUUUGGCUCUUCCCAACUCCCUGCCGAUCCCCACAUUCAAAGAAUGCCGGACAAGCAUGUCGAAAGAUCAAAAAACUCGAUUUUGGUGGAGUGUGUGCCAUAUGUUUGUUGCUGCAUAUACACUAUGGACGGCGCAUGGAUCGCUGGCUAUGACUGCGCUAUCUCAUUUGAUAUUAUUUGAUUCAUUGGGAGCUCUUGUAUGCGUUGCAGUGGAUGUAUUGGGAAAUUUUGAAGUUUGGAAGAGGUCCAGUAUCCGUCAUCCAUUUGGUUUGGAGCGGGCAGAGGUACUCGCUGGCUUCGCCAUGUGUGUAUUGCUUCUUUUCAUGGGCCUUGACCUCAUUUCACACAACCUGCAGCAUUUCCUGGAGAAAGCCGGCCAUGAGCCCCACCAUACACAUCCCCAUGAACGUGUUUCUUUGGGCAGCGUUGAUGUAACUGCGGCCCUGGCUAUUUCCUCCACUCUCGUCUCUGCAAUUGGACUGAAGAAUCAUGCGCGAAUUGGCAGAGCCAUGCGUUUUGCAUAUAUCGACUCUCUUCCUUCCGUUCUCAGCAACCCAUCCCACUUCCUGACCCUCUCGUGCUCUGCCCUCCUGCUCUUGCUCCCUUUGGUAUCUAUUCGUAUCUAUGACUGGCUUGAUAAGUUCCUCUCGGGUACUAUUGCCAUAUCGAUGUGUGUUCUCGGAGUCCGCCUAGUGAAAACACUCGGCUCUAUGCUUCUUAUGUCCUACUCGGGGCCCGGCGUUUCUGAAGUAAUCAAGGAUAUUGAAGCAGAACCCUCGGUGUUUGGUGUUGAUGAUGCUCGGUCCACUAUGGUUUGUGCAUGGCAAACCUCAAGCUACGCGUUCUCAGGUACUGAGGAUAAUACCUCUCGACUGCGGGAGAAGAUAUCUAGCCUCAUUCGGAACCGACUAGGUGGAGGUUAUGGCACAGGAGGACAGAAGUGGGAGGUUUCCCUCCAGUUCACCAUUGAACGUCCUUGA